Molecule: messenger RNA, 1685 nt
Organism: Suillus paluster
Lineage: Eukaryota; Fungi; Basidiomycota; Agaricomycetes; Boletales; Suillaceae
Exons: 3
Coding region: 342-1547 (401 amino acids)
Molecular function (GO): nucleic acid binding
Source: RefSeq, a predicted model, not a curated record
ACUUCAAGAAGCUUCUGCAGAAAAAGAUCCAACCACCAUUUAAGCCAAGCGUGUCGAGUCCUGUGGAUGUUUCCAACUUCGACACUGUCUUCACGGCCGAGGCACCUAUCGACAGUUAUGUUGACGGCUCCCACCUCUCAUCCACAGUCCAAGCUCAGUUCGCUGGAUUCUCGUAUAAUGGGUCAAACAUGCCUAUCGGCUGAUGCAUGAUUCAUCUCAAAUCUCUUAUCUGGUAGAUACCUUUCGCAUGGCUUGGAAUUUUGUUCACGUAUAUACUGUAAUUGCUGUUCAAUCAAGGCAUUUUGGAUAUUAGUAGUUCUACUGGUUGCAUUGGAGUCAAUAUGAUACAUGACAACAGGGGUUAUUGUACCCCAACACAGUCGGUUAGUCAUCACUGGCAUCGGGGAGAUUACGUCUCAAGCUCUCUCUCAAGUGCGGCCAUUAUGGCCACUGUUGCUCAUCACAUUCGUUCGGACUAUAAUCCUGAGGAUAGAGAGCGGCUGGAGAAGGAGACGGGCCAAAUUCCAAUAGACGAAGCAGAAGAGUGGAACACAGCGCCAACUUUCUCUGCUGCCCGCCGUGCCCCACCUCCAUCAUUUGUUCCCGCGCGCAUUCAAUACGACGAGUGGGGUUCCGCUGUUUCGCUUACCCAUGCAAUAUCUUCGAAUACCCCUCCUCCAGAUAGUGGAACCUCUAAGUGGUAUAGAGCGUUGACAAGGGAUAACUCGGUGUCGGGGAAUGUUAACCUACCACCAGCCAGACCAUCGAGCGCACCCAGUGAAGCACCCAAGCCAAAGACGGAGGCUACCACCAAGAAUAACUGGUUCAUUAAAAGAGCGCUUCAGUCUGAACCAUCAACAAAACCUAGUUCUCCCGCGCCAUCUUUGGCAGACCUCCUUGCACGAGAUCCGCCACCACUACCGUCGGAGGGACGGUUUGUUCCUCCAGUCUGGCUGGCAAUAGGGCCAUCAAAUAAAGGCUUUAAUUUACUACAGAAGAGUGGCUGGAACGAAGGAGAAGGGCUUGGUGCACAUGUCGCUCGACCUCCGCGCCCCCGAUCGCCAGCACAUAAAUCUAAUGGUGCUGAAUCAAUAUCGUAUGCACCUUUGCGAGGGGCAAGUGUGCCGGCCGGUGACCAGAAACCUCGAGACAUACAGCCCGAUCUCAUCGACCUCACUCAAUCCGACUCAGAGUCAGAAGACGAUUUUGAAUCGUUCCACCAAUCUCCUUCCCUUCCGCUCGUUCCAGUGUCCAGUGCAUAUAAAGGAACUGAUCCGCACUCCCAGAAAUCGCUGUUGACACCUAUUCCAACGAUACUCAAGUCUGACCGCCUUGGCAUCGGUUUGAAAGCGAAAACGGAGGGCCCAUACAAGCAGUCGAAGAAGCGGGUUACUCAUAACCAAGCAGCAUUGGCAUCCCACAUUAGAGCUGCCGAGGAGCUGCGAAGGAAGAAGGCUGAGGUCGGUCGAGGUCGAAGAGGAUUCGCGAAGGUACGAAGACGCGAAGAGAACGAGAGGAAACACAUGCUUGCAUAUCUUAAUGAAUAGCUUGUCUUAAUAUCUCUCCCUCCCUCAAACACUAUGUAACAUAAGUCCUAUGCUAGGCGUGAAUUGCAACGAGAAAGCUACAAAUUACACAGACGAACACUAUUUUAAUAAGUGAAAAGCUUGUCGUUACAUACAUAA